UCUGCCAGCCAGCCCUGGAUGCGGUUGGGCUGGUGACGGUGGCUCACCAUGGCCUUGGCGGACAAUGCGAGCUGCGCCAAACCCGGCGAGGACUUCCCUUUCCCCGAGAUCAUUGAGCUCAACGUGGGUGGGCAAGUGUACAUCACGCGCCACCCCACCUUGGUCAGCGUACCCGGCUCGCUGCUCUGGGAGAUGUUCACCCAGAAGAGCAUCCGCUCCUUGGCACGGGACAGCAAGGGCCGCUUCUUCGUGGACCGGGACGGUUUCCUCUUCCGCUACGUCCUGGAUUACAUGAGGGACCAGCAGCUGGUGCUGCCGGACCACUUCCCGGAGAGGAACCGCCUGCAGCGGGAAGCCGAGUACUUCAAGCUCCCGGAGCUGGUCAAGAUGCUAGCUCCCAAGCUGAGCCAGCAGAACUCCAUUGGGGAUGACCCAUGCCAGAGCGACCCAGAGGAGCUGUCCCCGAAUGUCGACACGGCCCGCAGCCUCGCCUCUGCCGGCAGCACCCUGGCGAAUGCCCCUGGGGGCCCCAGCGGGGGCAGCGCUGUCCCGGACAGCCGCAGGUCAGGCUUCAUCACCAUCGGCUACCGGGGCUCCUACACCCUGGGCAGGGACAGCCAGACGGAUGCCAAGUUCCGCCGGGUGGCGCGGAUCAUGGUGUGCGGCAAGACUUCGCUGGCCAAGGAAGUCUUUGGGGACACCUUGAACGAGAGCAGGGACCCGGACCGGCCCCCGGAGCGCUACACCUCCAGGUAUUACCUCAAAUUCACCUUCCUGGAGCAAGCCUUUGACAAACUGGCCGACGCCGGCUUCCACAUGGUGGCGUGCAACUCCACAGGCACCUGCGCCUUUGCCCACGACCAGACCGAUGACAAGAUCUGGACCUCUUACACCGAAUAUGUUUUCUACCGUGAGUGACGCUUCCCAAAAGCCAAACACCAAAUGCCAACUCUCCCUCCCCACCUGCUGUGCUGGCUGUUUUCUUUAGAAUGUAGACAUCAGACCCUUGAACCCUGGUAUUUUUUCCUCCCUCCCUUCCAUUUGUUUUUCCAAGUCGAACCCUCUCGGGCUCCCUCUUGUACUGGUUAUAGAAUAACACCCUCCUCUCCAGCUUCCAAGAUGAGUUCCCAGCCCUCCCCGGAUCCUGGACUCGGCUGAUCUCGUGCGGGAGGGGAGGGGUACAGAUACGGCUGUGUCGGGGGUGAACAGCGCGGGGGGGUUUGCUGCGGGACAAGCUCACCGGAGUUCAAAGAGCGAAGAAACGCUGAGCUGAGCUCCAGCUGGGUUGUAACUGGAACCGAUUCCCAGCCUCACAAUGUGCUGAGCCGGGAAAUGCGCUGGGGACAUGAGACUCGGUUUGCGGGGCGUCUCGUGCACGGGGCGUCUCGGUUCCAUGUCCUGGAGGAUGGUGGGCGCAGAGGGGAAAGAGAGCCCGGUACUGUCGUGAUAUUGCCAAUAGCCUACGUAAGCAGCUUAGCAUUUAGACCGCCAGUGCUUGGAAAGGUGAGAGCGACAGAGACGUCCCACGCCUGUGUGCAGCUCUGGAUUCAAAACAUUGCCACUGCUCUCAAUGAGACCUGUCCUGGUGCUUUGAUGUGGACUAAGAGAAAGACCCACACACCUGUGUAUGUAGCGGGGUUGGGAGAGGAGUGGGGAAAGGCCCAGCGGGUCUCUUCACACCGGGGAUCUUAGCUAAAGACGAGGGGGGGGGGGGGGGAUUUUUG
This is a messenger RNA of Pelodiscus sinensis (Chinese soft-shelled turtle), 1724 nucleotides long. Its product is annotated as BTB/POZ domain-containing protein KCTD12-like. The record is from RefSeq and is a predicted model, not a curated record. Gene Ontology annotation, biological process: regulation of G protein-coupled receptor signaling pathway; protein homooligomerization. Gene Ontology annotation, molecular function: protein binding. Lineage: Eukaryota; Metazoa; Chordata; Testudines; Trionychidae. Gene Ontology annotation, cellular component: signaling receptor complex.